Molecule: messenger RNA, 6254 nt
Organism: Mercenaria mercenaria
Lineage: Eukaryota; Metazoa; Mollusca; Bivalvia; Venerida; Veneridae
Product: von Willebrand factor D and EGF domain-containing protein-like
Exons: 21
Coding region: 377-4936 (1519 amino acids)
Source: RefSeq, a predicted model, not a curated record
UUUAUUACAACUAAAUUCCUUGAGUUUUAUUGUGUGUAAAGCAAGAAAAACAAAAUGUCUUAUUAUGCUUUUUAGCAUCUAAAUAAAGGCCAGUCAAAAUCCUUGUCUACAAAUCCACAGAUGCUUUUAUUUACAUAGCUAUUUUUAUUUAAUUGAAUUGAAAAAUAAAAUUUGAAAACUUAAAGUACAAGUCUUUAUAAAAUGUUAAACCUGUUGAAAGAUGUAUCUUCCUUGUUCAUUGGUGAAUGAACUACACGAUCAAUACGCUGGCAAACAGAGACCAAGUGAAUAAAGAAAUUCGGAUUUACACAUGUUAAUGAUAUAUUAUUUUUAAGACAUUUAAAUCUAUGAAGUAGAGUGGUUGAAUAUUGCGUUUAUGGAGAAUAAGUACGAAAACACUUCGUCUCCUCGCAGAGACAAAUACAAAGAGGAAUUCAAUAAAUCAGUAAACGUAUUGGGAAAAGACAACUAUAGACACUAUAAUGAGUCAGAAAUGAACAUCGAGGAAUCGGAUGGAAAACGACUAUAUAACAUGAGUACAGAUGUGUCAUAUGAGAAAUUAACGUCUAUAGUGGAUGUUAGCAAUGUGUAUGAUACCAUACAUAGCGAUGAUGUAGACAAUAAGGAACAAGAAGCAAACAAGGAGAAACACUAUGCACAUGAUGCAUAUAAAACGGAUUUGAAAUCUGACAAUCUGAAAUGUUCAACAGGAAUAGAAAGGAGAAUGGUAACAUUGGCUGGAAAUCUAGCGAGCAACAGUAAUACAUGUACAGAUAUCACGUAUGAAACCUUAGCGUCAACGAAUGAUACUUCAAAUGAAUAUGACAAAAUUCAAAGUGGAAUUGAAGAUCACGCUCUCGAUAGACACAGUUCAGAAGAAAAUACGAAAGUUUAUACGAAUAUGAUCUUAAAUGCAACUGACUUAAAUCUAACAGAAAGCAAUCCUGAUACCGCUAAAUCAUUAGAAGUGUGGACAAAGACAGAAUCUCCGAAAGCUUUAACCAGCGAAUAUGAAAGUCUAACAUUGCAAAAUCUGAGUCAUCAAGACGAAUAUAAAACAAUAAACGGAGUUGACAGGGAAAAGAUUAGAACUGCAUUUACGUCUCGGAAAACCAGACUGAUCUGCAUUUUUCUUGUAAUUGCAAUUCUUGUAAUUACAACUGUAAUAGUCACAUUGGUUUUCACUGUCUUUAAACAUGUUAAAGAUGAGAAUGUUGAAAAAUGUGUAUCGUUUAUUGCUCCAGAAAAUGGGUUUAUAGACGAUAAAAACGAAAAGGGUUCCUUAGCCGUGGGUACAAAAAUAACUAUCUCCUGCAGGGAGGGAUAUUUUGUUGACGGAAAUGAUACAGUUGUAUGUUAUCUUAACAGAACUUGGUCAGAAUCUCCAGCAUGUAAAAUAAGGGACUGUGGAAUUCCAUCAGACAUAAAAAAUGGUUAUAUAGAUGAUUUAGAGAAUACAACAGUUAACAGUACAUUCACUGUCAAAUGUGACGAAGGGUACAUUGCAGAGGGCGUUGAAACAGUCUCGUGUGACAUGAAUGGGACAUGGAGUGAACUACCAAACUGUAGACCUGUGUCUUGUGGGAUUCCUCAAGUGUUAGAUAAUGAAACUGUUAUCGUGACCAACGUGACUACAUUUGGAGCAACUGCCAACUUUCGAUGUAUUGAAGGAUUCUCGCUAACCAGCGCCUCGUUUGCAACCUGUUUAAGUAAUGGCAGUUGGACACAGAUUCCUUCAUGUUUCAAAAUAGGAGCAGCAUGCGAAGAGGCAGAGGUACUGCAUGACCUUGUACGAAGAUCUAGAAUAUACCAAGCUGAUGGUGUACAGGGUAGUGACCCGUUUGUCGAUGACGAAUACCUGUCCCCAAAUUGGUACAGCGUAAUUUUUAACGGGAAACAAUAUGUAAUGCCAGAUGUAAAUACUAUGCCACAGUACAACUUUUGUGGAACUGAGAACCCGAUUUAUCUUAAGGAUCCCAUUCCAGACGUAGGAACUUUGGCUGUUACUAUGACAGUUUGUGAAAAGACUUCUUCGAGCGACUGCCGGAAUAUGCACACUAUUGCUGUUAGAAAAUGUAGAAAUGAUAACAUCCAGUAUUACCUAUCUAGAACAAGUAGAAAGUCUGCAUAUUGUUUCGAUCCGCCAGAUAUAAAGAAUAUUACAGCGUUUGAGGCAGCACCUACUGACGCCACCAUAGGAACUCUAACUGUAUAUCCAGAACUAAAGUUUAGAGUAGACAACGGUUACGAAAUUCCUUAUCUACAAUUUGAAUGCAGAGAAAACCCUCAAGUUGACAGAUCAGCUGACCAGAACUUGUAUUCAACAUAUUGGUUCGUCGAUUCAGCGUUAAUGAAGGCAUAUGAAAGGCAAAGCAGUUUUGAGAUAAUCGACGAAAAGGACGUAAUGGACAGUGGGUAUCAACUCGAUGUUACGAUUCAAUGCGGAAUUCGUGUUUCAACGUCAAUUACUGGUUUUCAAACUGAAAUGAAAUCUAGUGCAAGUUUCUUCGCUGGAGUUGAAAUUGACCCACUUGUUAUCAACAUGAACAAAGACGAUACAGCAACCAUUACACUUCGACCAACUGUCCCGUUUGGUUGUUACGCUGCUGUCGGUGAAACACCAACUGGCAGAUGCUUUCACACUGUAAAUAUGCAUUAUGCAGACUUGUCAAAUAUUCAAUGUGAAGUUGGCGUAACAGACACUGGAUCCGUGCCUGUGGUCAAAUAUCAAGGAUCAAAAUGUGGUGUAGAACUAGAGGGAUUUUACCCGUACCAAGCCAGAGCCAGCUCUACACUAGUGAUGGACUCUGUUUCUAUGGACCUUACAUCACCAUACUUCUCAGACUCAGAUCCCACAGAGUAUAAGCUUAGCUUGAAAACAAAAAACGGCGGCACUCAUAAAAUAUGGAAAAAUGUAUAUUUGGCUCAAGUUCAGCUGAAUAUUAUAACACAAAAUAAAUACCAGAAGAAAAUGUGUUAUGUGCAUGUUGACCUACAUAUGAAGACAUCUGAUGGACGGGCAUAUGAAAAUAAUGAUUAUGCUGGCUACUUUAUUCUGUAUGAGCAUGACACUGGCAUACAGGUACAAAUGAAAACAGUCGCCUGUAAUAACGACCGAGCUUAUUGCGCAUGCGCUGUUGCGGUACGAGCAGGAGGCGAUGUUUUUUUGAUCAAUAUAUGUGGAGGUUUGAGGUUUAUAGAUAUGACGUCAUGCAAAGAUGGGGGAGCUCUGGUUGUUCAAAAAUAUAGCGAACUUAAAUAUCAGGUGCAAACUAAUAUAGGAACUUUGGUGAAGAUAAAUAUUUUGUCUGGAAAUUAUAAAAACCUACUGAAUAUUGACAUAUACAUGGCACCCAAAGAUUACAACAGAAUCAAGGGAUUGUGUGGCACAUUUGAUGGUGACACAAAUAAUGAUUUCCACGACAGGAGUGGAACACAAGUUGGCAGGACCUCAUUUUUGCAAGCUUGGGAAAUAUCAAGUUCGGAUAUCAAUUUGCUUGAACCAAGCUGUAGUGUUAACGUUGAAACGUGGACAGGAAGUGGGCAGCUUUUAUACUGUAACUGCAACUGCUUUAAUGACGGUCAGUGUGAAACACUUGAAGAAACGGCGACUUGUUCUCCAUCGCAGUAUAUUAACUGCACUGUCAGUCUUUCUAAAACUAGUGAUUUGUGUCAAGAUUACGAAACAAGAUGUAGCAUACAGAGCACUGCGAGACGUUCUUCAUUCUAUACAGAUCCUGAAGCUGAAAUGAAACGAAGGGCAGCACUGGCCGGACAACCCCAUAAAUUCAUCGGAAAGCGACAAACAGAUGAGUCAGACCUUAUAACAGAAGAAAUGGCAAGGACCUAUUGUACUAACAAUAUUACAACAGAAACAAUUGAAAAGAAUCAACACCUGCUUGGCGGAUUUAAUAUUUCACAGGCAAUUGAAGAGUGCACAUGGGAUGUCCACACUGGGCAAGAUCUUGGAUGGAUUGCUACACACAAACAAGCAGCAGAUUCAGCUAUUGAAAUCGGUUACAAAAGAGAUGCGAAUUACACACUAUCUCACAUUGAGGAAUUGAAGGAGUUCAAAAUGCAGUUGUGUCCUUUCAAUUGCAACGGGAAUGGUGUUUGCCAGGAAAAUGGUACAUGUACGUGUGACAGUUUAUAUUUUGGUCCUGAUUGUGAAAGUAAUAAAUCUAAUGGGCCAGUCAUAGAAGAUAUUGAAGGAGGCGGAUUCUGUGAUCAGCGUUUUGGAAGUGAAUGUAGAUGUUUUUCUGUACAGACAGAAGCACUGGCAGAGUCCUUUCAAUGCAAGAUGGUUAGACAAAAGAAAAUGUUGAGUGGGAAUACGCUAACAAUUGGAUUGGAUUCAACAGAGGGCAGAUAUAGAAAUCUUUACAAUGGUGAAUGCUGCUUUGCUGAAGGAAGACGGAAGCGCUCGAGCGACACAGACACAGGUGUACUGCAUUACUUGUAUGACAUAUCAAUCAGUAACGAUGGCAUGAACUUCGGUCCGGUCACGAUUGUUUACGUUUUUGAUUCGUUGUGCCUGAAUAAAGAUACAGACAGUGAUGGGAACGUGCAAUUUACAGUUAAGGCUGACACUUGCCUAAUAGAUGGCUACUGCUACGUACAAAAUGACGUGAAUAUAAGUAACGUUUGCUUCAAGUGUGAUCCCAGUAAUUCUCAAUACAACUGGACUCAAGGCUGCAUUUCAUCCCCAAAUGAAGAUAAAAGGAUCUUAAGUGCUCCUACUAUAGCUGGUAUUGUUAUUGGAGUGUUUGUUGGAAUCAUCAUUCUAACAACGAUAGUGGUCGUUGGUUUUAAAAAAGGAUGCAAGAAAAGUGCAGUCAAUAUAUCUAUGGAAUUUUCAUCAGGACCAGUCGUAUCGCGAGAACCUAGUAGAAUGUCUUUUAACAUCGACAACCUUACUUAUGCGCAAACAUAUUAGUUCAUACCAAAGUCCUUUCGAAUUGGAUACGCUGAGAAUAACCAAGAGGUUCACUUUUGACUUUUUCACUAUGCAGCUCAUCUUAGUAUGCAGUAUUAACAAAAAAGUUACAACACAAAUUUGCAAAUAAGGUUGUUAGAUUUUUAUUCGACCUUCCUCGGAGAACCAGUGUAACAUGUAAAGAACUCGAUACUUAGAAUCGAUGACAGAGCCGGACAACUUACUUAGCCACGCGUUCUAUCUGUUUAAUGGCAAAGCCCUGAAAUACUUAUAUAACAACUUUACUAGAGUAUCUACAGUUGACACUAGGACCAGGUCUAGAUUAUGUUACUUUAUUGUUCCUGAAAUAACAAGUUUUUAAUAAGGAACUUUCUAUUUCAAUUCUUUUGUUGUUGUAUAAUCAAUUUGGAUAUAUUCAUAUACUUUUUAAAUAGGUAUGAUAUUUAAACAUAAAAGUAACAGUUGAAAUGGCCAGUUAUCACUUUAGUCAAAUCUUAAGAAUCAAUGCACAUGCGCCUGUGGGGAUUGUCCGCACCGCUAUGUGUUGCUUCAUAUAUAAUGUGAGUUUUGUUUAAAACAUCUUUCUAAAAAAUUGGUGAAAACAUCUUUUUAAAACAAAUCAAUUUCUAAGAUACACAAAUAUAAAUGAUAUCAUGAAUUGAUUAGGUUCCAAAAGAAAUAUUGAUGCCAAGAACCUCAAUAGAAAUAAGUACUUGUACUUUAUUGGGCUAUCCCAGGUAUACGUGAUCACUACUAUAUAUCUCUGUAAAGACUUUUGUGCAAUUCAGUUACUGUGAACAUUUUCUUUAGAACAUGUAAAUGUUCAUGUAACUGCUAUGUUUUAGUUACCUUUUUGUUUUAUGUAAUUUGGUCAUAUACCUGAAUAAAAUUGAAUUGAAUUGAAAUCAUUGUAUUUCAAACUUGAUGAAAGGUUUAAUAACAAAUAAGAGUUGGUUGGCUUUAUGUAAUGCAUUAGUAAUUUGCAUUUAGAUUUCAAGAUACUUCCUACUUAUCUAGUUUGAAUACUGAACAUAAAGAAUAAGUAAUGUGUGUUAAACCGUGCUCUUGUUUUAAGUGUGAGCAAGAAUAAAUGACAAUCAUGACUACAGUGAAUAUCACAGACAAUCUUUAAUAUAACGGAAGCGACUCUUUGCUUUAGAACUUUAUUCUGACAAAUAUAAAUAGUUAUUUGAAAUAACAAUUUCAUAAUCUAAACAUUUUAUAUGGCAAUGUGUACAUUUAUAAGACUUAUUGAAGUAUCUGUUUGUGUAUAUAUUCAGUAUUUAUUUGUUUUGUUUGAACGUAAUUAAAAGCAACA